AUGAUGUGUCCAUUAUCUUCUCGUCCAGCUCCAUCUCUCGAUGACAACGGAUUGCUUUCGAGUGUCUCCAGAUGUCGUAGCCUUCUACCAGGUCCAGUAUCGAGUUCUGAGGGCCCCACCUCUGGUUCCGACCAAGGACCAUCUCUACCAUCCCUCCGUCCCCGAGCCAACCUGACAAAGAUCGCCUGCGAAUCGUGUCGGAAACGAAAGGCCAAGUGCUAUGGCGAACGUCCGACAUGCACGGGUUGUAUCAACAGAGGUGUCCAAUGUCAUUACCAGGCCUCAGACCAGGACCAGCAUGUCCUAAAGCGGAAGUACGAUGAGAUAAAAAAAAAAGCCAAUACCUACGAACAACUCUACCACCUCCUGACAUGUCUGCCGGAGCGGGACGCCCAGGGCAUCCUCCGCAGACUUCGCGAGGGCGCCGACGUCGCCACAGCCACGCAACAGGUGAAAGACGGCGACCUUCCGCUACAGCCAGCAUGGUCGCCAGAGAAACGACUUCAUUAUGAGUUCCCUUAUUCCUCUUCUAUGCCGGUUGCUCUGUUAUCACCGGACAACCCGUAUCUCGGCUCACCAGUAUUCGAAAUUACGUCCUACGCUCUGCCGCAGUCAACAGAGCAAACAGAGGUUUGGGCAAGCCAGUCCGAGACCAUUUACAUGACGCCGUAUAACGCAGCAGAACUGAUGGACCCUUACAUACCGAACAUUCAAGUUUCCAAGUGGACAUCGAUUGAGACAGACGAUGAGUUGCUGCGAGCACUCUUGCGAGCGUACUUUCUCAAUAAUUAUACGAAUUACACUUGUUUUCAUAAAGACAUCUUCCUCCAGGCCAUGAGAGACGGCGAUACUCGAUUUUGCUCUCCUUUACUCGUCAACGCCGUCCUUGCUGAAGCUUGUCAUAGCUAUCGUGGAGCCACCCACCGUGCCCAGUUUUGGAGACCAGAGACUCUAGGCUAUAGGUUCCUCGCAGAGGCGAAACGACUCUGGGAGCUAGAGAGCGGUAAGGUCAAGCUCACCACUCUGCAUGCCGCAAUGGUGUUACAUGUUAUCUACGCCAUUAAUGGGAUGGAUCAGGUCGGCGUAUCUUAUCUCAUACAGUCGGUUCUAUUGGCACAGGGCCUGAAGCUUUUUGCACCGGAGCAGACGGAAGGGAGAACGAGGACUGCCCGUGUAUUUACUGCUUGGGCCCUAUAUCGCUGGCAAUCAUUGCAGGCCUUCCAUAACUUUAGGGCUCCCCUGAUCAGAGAACCUCCAGCGACGCCUAUGCCAGACCUAGACGAGGAACCCUCGUGGUAUGGGGAACUCUGGUUAAGAUACCCGCCCAGUUCGACACUUGUACCAAUGCACUUUGGAUAUGUCUAUCGAGCUCAAACGGAACUACGCAGUAUUGCAAAUGGUAUUGCCUGUAUCAUAUUCGAGGGCCAAAAAACAGCUCGGAGUUUGCCAGCAAGCGACCUUGCUCGUUUUCAAAAGGCACUCGACGACUGGUACAAUGCUCUCCCAGAACCUAUCAAUUCGCACAAGGCAGUGCUACCGUGUCAGCUCAUAAUGCACAUGGAGUACUGUGUUUUGCUUUUCAAAAUCUCCCAAAUGAUGCUAGAAAAGACGAAGCCACGCAUAUCAACAAGUGUUGAAGCAGUCAAUAAUGACACUCGACCUUACAAAUCUGUUGCAUACGCUUUAAGAUGUCUCGAAACUGUACUUCGUCUCUACUACCUACGCCACAGCUUCGAGCACAGCGACACAUACCUGACCUACUUCCUCUCCAUCCUAGCAAAUACGACCAUCGAGAACAUGAAUAGCGACUCAGUAUCCCCGGAUGUGGAAACUCUCAAAAUCCUACGCGCAACACUUAUCCUCGCUGUCAAAGGCCUCUACGACCAAGGCCAGCAUGUAUACGUCUCGUCCGCCAUGUGCCGGCUGAUGCGGGACCGCAUGACGAAGGAAGACAUGAACGGGCUGAGGCGACACACGACGUGGAAGGACGAUCAACCGCUAGUCCCAUACUACUUUAGAUCGACGUUUCCGGUGACAAUAGUGAUGCUGGAUGAGGAUUGGCAGAUGGAGACGGUGCAGAACCUGGCUAAGAAGUAUGAUCAGUUGGCACUCGAGGCGAAUAAGAGUGAGAGUAGCGUGGCCAUCACACCGGAUAGGGGGUCCGAGUAG
This is a messenger RNA of Fusarium falciforme, 2169 nucleotides long. Its product is annotated as Zn(2)-C6 fungal-type domain-containing protein. Lineage: Eukaryota; Fungi; Ascomycota; Sordariomycetes; Hypocreales; Nectriaceae. The record is from RefSeq and is a predicted model, not a curated record. Bases 1 to 2169 code for a protein of 722 amino acids. Gene Ontology annotation, biological process: regulation of DNA-templated transcription. Gene Ontology annotation, molecular function: zinc ion binding; DNA-binding transcription factor activity, RNA polymerase II-specific. The transcript is spliced from 5 exons.